Cydia fagiglandana is the source of this 1012-nucleotide messenger RNA. RefSeq lists its product as uncharacterized. The record is from RefSeq and is a predicted model, not a curated record. The coding region runs from base 211 to 966 and encodes 251 amino acids. The transcript has a single exon. NCBI's taxonomy places the organism in Eukaryota, Metazoa, Arthropoda, Insecta, Lepidoptera, Tortricidae.
ACAACACUUCGCCUUACUAAGAACUACCUACAUUAAUGAUAAUGAGCAAACUAGAUGCGAUAAACACGCUUAACAUCAAAACAAAACAACCUUAAUCACUCUUAUCUCUACUAAAAUCUCUCUUAAUUAACUUGUGUGAAAAAGACCAAGUGAUUAUCUAAUGACCGUCUACAUUUAAAAUCAGAUCUUUAUUUAAACAUCAGUCAGUGAAUGUCUUUAGCAGACAUGACAUCAUUGAUCGAUGCUGACGCGAUUCUAUCAGGAAGCGAGCAGUGGCUCCAACUGGACCAAAAAUGGGGGACACCGGUCGAUUUGGACACAGAAGAUGACGGACCAAGACUCAAAACUGUCUUCAGCACCUUAGACUUGAAGAAAUCUACCUUCGACUCAUCGUUUCUAUUCAAACGGAGGAAACUCGGAAGAAAUCCAUCUAAAAAGUCCAUGGACUACAAGGAAUUUCUUCAAGAUUUAAACGACGCACCAAGAAAUACGCCAGAUAAACAGUUUUACUUCGUCAGCGGGCAGAUUCUUUCAGCCAUUUCCGUCGAAGAGAUCUGUGAAGAUAUAGACGACAUUUUCAAGUCAAUGGAUAAGCUUUGCUCGGCGACUAGCACCGUUAGAAUCAACAAAAAACAAAAACCAGGUAUGCCUGACAUUGUGCAGUGCAGUAUAUCGACAAACGGUCUCUCAUUCGAUGAUACAGUGGUAAACGCAAGCGAAAAGGAAAAGGCGGAUAGUGACGACGUCUCAGGCUAUAUUGAUGAGGUAUUUGGACAUUUAGAUUCAUUCAGUGAAAGGUCGUCUAAGGAAUCGGUAACAACUUUAGUAAGGAGGUUCACUAGUAUGUUAAAGAGUCCGGUCAAGUGUAGUCCGAGGAAGCGAAGGCAGUGCGGUGAUAAGUUUAAGGAUUUAACUGAGUUUUGGCAAGCUCAGUCUAAUGGAGCUGGUACAAUGCAUGGCUCUUAAGAUUUACUUAUGUUUUGAUUAAAAUAUUGUUUUAUUUAAUAAAUAU